AUUUUUUAAAGUCUGGGAUCUCUGCUGCCUGGACAAAUGCAUACAAAUGCAUUUAGGAGCUCAACGGACAAGGAGUGGACACGUUUCCGCGGCAGCAACGUGGAACUUUAUCCUGCUCCUGUCAGUAUGCUCAGCAGUACUUUCUGGAGAAGAAGACUACCUAGCUCAAGGAGUGGAUAUCCUCUAUCGACUGGGCCUUACAGCUCAAAGCAGUGCAGACGAGAGGACAAGCUUACCUUCGACUGCACACACCACUGUUCCCUCACCUUUGAAUCUCCCUCUUUCUGGAUAUGGGGUAUUAUUCAACUCAAACUCCCUCUAUGAGGCUCCAGCAGGCAGUCUGUUCCCGCCUGAGAUUGGCGAGGAGUUCUCUGUUGUGGUUAGCCUAAGCUCCUGGCGAGCAAACAAUGCUUUUCUUUUUAGUGUCAAAGACAGCAGGGACAGGCUGCGUUUUGGCAUUCAGCUGCUGCCGCGCAGGGUGGUGGUUUACACUGCCGAGAAAGCCUCCAUCUACUUCCCCUACAACUGGCAGGAUGGGCGCCAGCACCCUUUUGCUGUUGGUGUUCGUGCACGCUCAGUGUCCUUCUAUGCGGAUUGUGGGGCGGUGCAGCAGCGGGAGCAGACCCUGGGGAGAUCUCAGACACUGGGGGAUUCUGGGGGACUCUUCACUCUGGGGAGGAUGAACUCCAAAGCGGCACCUUUUAAUGGUCGAGUCUGCCAACUAGAUAUCUAUCCCUCCGCCCAAGCUGCCGCGCACUACUGCAACUACCUUAAAACACAGUGCCGGCUGGCCGACACUUACCGAUUGCCUUUGCCACACCCCGGUUUGGAUAUUGAGGCAAAUGACCCUCCUUCUAACCCCUUGACAAAGUCCCUUGUUGGAGUAGCAGCUACCCAUCAUAACCCCUUAAAAGCCACAGCAGCUUUCAAUGUGUCCCCAGGCAGUUUGGUCACACAGUAUUCAACACUGAGCCCAUCAGCACAACCUCAUCUGGGGGAUCAGAGCCACCUUUCCAAAUUGGAUCCCCUGGCCCACUCCACCACAUCCUCGCUUCAGCCUGACAGCCCCACCUUAGCUACCUUGAGUGGACGAGCAGUUCUGGAUCUCGCCCAUAGCACAACUAUCACCACUACCAAAAAUGUGUUGGCAAAAGCCAGUAGCCCCCAGAGGGACACUGAUCACUCUGAAAACAGCACAGAGGAAGACAGCAGCUCCGGGAUCCUACAGACUCCAAAUGCCACCCCAGGCCUGGUUUCCCUAGUCAGGCAAAGUCGAGUGAAGGAAGGACUCAGGAACAAUUCCAUCGCCAGCUCCAGGGACCCUCACUCCGGGCCUCACCAGACUCGUCAGCCCCUGGAGACUCAUCUGAGAGCCAACGGCACCACUUUGUACCGGGAGAAUCAGGUGGACACCUCAGAACAGCAUGACCUGGAUGGCAGCUAUGAUGACGUAGACAUGGGAGGAUAUGAUUAUGGAUAUGAGGAUCCAGACUAUUUCUAUGACUAUGAUGAUGGUUUACGUGGCCCCAAAGGAGAGCGAGGUGCUCCGGGUCCUCCUGGUCCCGCUGGUUUACCUGGUCCUCCAGGAAAAAGAGGUCCUCGGGGUCCCACCGGUCCACAUGGAAGCUCAGGACAGCCUGGACCACCUGGGCCCAAGGGUUCAAAGGGAGACCCCGGGCUGUCUCCAGGCCAGGCUCCAUCGGGAGAGAAGGGUGACAGAGGUCCACCAGGUCUUCCUGGGCCGGAUGGAUUUCCAGGUCCACCGGGUCCUAAAGGUUAUCUAGGGCCAGCCGGACUGCCAGGAGAACAAGGCAUACCAGGACCUCCUGGGGAAGCCGGGGCUGCAGGUUACCCUGGCAGGCAGGGCUCAGCUGGGCCACAAGGUAACCCGGGGCCUAAAGGUGUCCGUGGUUUCAUUGGGCCUCCUGGCGUUGCUGGGCCACUGGGGCCAGAGGGGGAGAAAGGCAUUCCUGGUCCUGUUGGAAAACCUGGCCCCAAAGGAAGACACGGUGUGGUGGGUGAUGCGGGGGAGAGGGGGCCUCCUGGUCCUGAUGGCAAUGAGGGGCCUGUUGGUGGGAUUGGCAUUAGCGGCUUUCCUGGUCUGAGGGGGGACCCAGGGCCUGAGGGACUGCGAGGACUGCCUGGUCUGGUGGGACCUCAGGGCCCAGCAGGACGAGCCGGCCUGCCUGGAUUGAAAGGUGAUAAGGGUGAAGUGGGACAAAUGGGCGAACCAGGAGAGAUGGGGUACCAAGGUGAUAAGGGUGUUGCUGGUGCACCUGGUCCUACUGGGCUAAGAGGGAAACCAGGACCACCGGGUAAAAUCGGUGAGAUGGGGGCACAAGGACCACAUGGGCCUCCAGGACCAGAGGGAUUUCCUGGGGACAUUGGAGUACCAGGGCCCAACGGUCUACCUGGACCAAAGGGUUUGCAGGGUGUCAGAGGGCCGCAAGGUCCGCUGGGUCCUCAAGGAACACAGGGUGAUGAAGGACCACUUGGACCACCUGGCAGCGCUGGCCCUACUGGGAGACCAGGAAGGAAAGGCUACAUAGGCGAACCUGGCCCCGACGGUUUAGAGGGAGAGAAAGGGGACAUGGGAAAUGUUGGAAAAAUUGGACCACAAGGUCCACUAGGCCUGAUUGGGAUAGCUGGUGGGAUCGGAGUUCCGGGUGAAAAGGGCGACCGAGGACCAGCAGGUCCAACCGGUCCAGUUGGGGAGAAGGGGCCAAGGGGCUAUCCAGGGUUGCCAGGAAGUCCAGGGGACAUCGGCCUGCAAGGUGCACCUGGUCCACAGGGGCAGAGGGGUAGUGCAGGCAUCGCUGGGACAAAGGGCAGGAGGGGGCCCCAAGGUCCAGAUGGCCCACUGGGAGAACCAGGCCCUGAGGGCACCAAGGGUGAAAGGGGUGACAUUGGACAAAAAGGAGGGCCAGGAUUCAUAGGCAAGGCUGGCAGUCCAGGAGAGAGAGGCCCUCCUGGGAAGAGUGGUAAACCAGGUAUUCCAGGCAGCACCGGGGAGAGGGGACCCCACGGUGAACCAGGACCCAAAGGACCUUCUGGAGAGGCUGGACCUGAUGGAGAGCAAGGACCUGAAGGUGGGCCUGGUGCAGAGGGGGAACCGGGUGCCAUCGGAGAGCCGGGGUCAAAGGGUGAUGUUGGGCCUCCAGGAGCUGAAGGGGAGCAGGGACAAGAGGGAAUGAGAGGUCCUCCUGGUCCUCCUGGUGAAGACGGUCCUCAAGGAAAAGAUGGAGCCAAGGGUGAGCCUGGUGAGCGUGGGCCAAUUGGAGAGCCAGGGGACAAAGGAAUGGAAGGAGACUCUGGGCUCAUAGGACCACCCGGAGAGCCUGGGAAACAGGGCUUUCGUGGGCCAGAAGGAAAACUAGGGGCCCCAGGGAACAGAGGACGACACGGAAAGAAGGGAGAGAGAGGUCCUCCAGGUCUUGUUGGUGAGAUCGGCACACGAGGAGACAUCGGCCAGCCAGGCGAGCCGGGUCUGAAAGGUGCCAGGGGAACUCGAGGCACACCAGGUCAGCCUGGAGUCAUGGGGAUAGAAGGGCAACCAGGACUGGCAGGAUACACAGGUCACCCUGGCAAGCCUGGGCCCAUUGGACCACCAGGGCCUAAAGGUGAAAAGGGUUAUCCAGGCGAGGACAAUAAGACCCCAGGACUGCCAGGGCCCUUAGGUGAACCAGGGCCCCCAGGAGAACGAGGAGAACGUGGAGAGCCAGGGGAUGAAGGAUAUCAGGGCCAUGUUGGUACCACUGGAUCUCGUGGAGCUGUUGGACCGCAAGGCCCACCGGGAUCACCAGGCCUCCCUGGAGAAUCAGGCCCAAAAGGAGAGAUAGGCGCUCCGGGCUCGGCCGGAAAGAAAGGAGCAAGAGGGCUGAGUGGAGCUCCUGGCAUCGAAGGGUCACUUGGUUUACCUGGACUCGUGGGAAUGAACGGUUACCCAGGGCCGGAUGGUCCCCCAGGACUGACUGGCUUACCAGGAUUUCCCGGAAAAAAAGGACGACAGGGUCAACAAGGCUUGGUGGGACAAGAGGGACCUGCUGGACGUCCAGGUCCCAGGGGAGAGAUUGGACUUCCUGGACCACCUGGAGAAAGAGGCCUGCCUGGUCAGAAGGGAGAACUGGGACUUCCAGGGGACAGGGGAGCCUCGGGAAUCAAAGGCAUGGAGGGGGCUACAGGUGACCAGGGCAGGAAAGGUGACCAAGGACCCAAAGGACAACCAGGGGAAUAUGGGGAUCUGGGAAUAGUUGGCUUACAGGGCUUUCCAGGGCCAAUGGGGCCGAAUGGUGAUUUGGGAUUGAGAGGCUUCCCUGGCCCGAAAGGCCCAUUGGGCACUCUGGGAUUCACUGGACCUGUAGGCCCUGAAGGAAUGAUGGGCCCAAUGGGAAAACCUGGACCAAGGGGUCCGAAGGGAAGCGGUGGUGAAAUGGGGCCUCAAGGACCACAGGGAAGUCCAGGACCUAGCGGACCCCCAGGUGCUCCAGGUCCAACAAGGCUGAUAUAUGAUGACUCAGCAGUCUACGGUCUAUCUGACUCUAACGCUGCCCUCAGCACACAGAGUUUACAGAACACCGAAAUGAGCCUCUCCGAUCAAAAUACGGAGAUACUAAAGACUCUACAUUACCUGAGCAGUGUGAUUGAGAGCAUAAAAAAGCCUCUGGGCACAAGGGAGAACCCAGCCCGUGUCUGCAAAGAUCUGCUUGACUGUCAUCACAAGCUCAGAGAUGGUUGGUUCUGGAUUGAUCCAAACUUGGGCUGUACUUCUGAUGCCUUCAAGGUCUUCUGCAAUUUUACCGCAGGAGGGCAGACCUGUUUACAUCCAGUAGCCUCUAAUAAGAUGGCGUUUGGUGUGGGGAAAGUCCAAAUGAAGUUUCUCCAUUUGCUGAGUACUGAGGCCAGUCACAGCAUCAUACUCCACUGCCUAAAUGAUCCUCCCUAUGGCACCACAGACAGCUUCAGCUCCACCGGAUCCUUACCGCAAGAGAACACCACACUUAAGUUUCGUGGCUGGAACAAACAGAUGUUUGAGAAAGACACACUACUUGAACCACAUGUGCUCCAAGACGAGUGCAAGAUCCAAGAUGGCAGCUGGCACCAGUCACGCUUCUUCUUCCAUACUCAGGACAGUCGUCAGCUACCUAUUGUAGACAUACAGGAGUUUCUCACAUCACAGCCCAAUAGUCAGCGCCGUAUAGAAGUCAGUCCAGUCUGCUUUCUCUGA
This is a messenger RNA of Perca fluviatilis (European perch), 5224 nucleotides long. RefSeq names its product collagen alpha-1(XXIV) chain (gene col24a1). Gene Ontology annotation, molecular function: extracellular matrix structural constituent. Lineage: Eukaryota; Metazoa; Chordata; Actinopteri; Perciformes; Percidae. Bases 47 to 5224 code for a protein of 1725 amino acids. The record is from RefSeq and is a predicted model, not a curated record. The transcript has 61 exons.